AUGGCGCCCAGCUCGGUGGCAGGUUGGUCGCCCUUGCCGCUGAGCAGCUCCGAGUGCGGGCUCCCGCACUUCCUGGUAGACGUGUCGUGCUCCGAGGUCUUGAGCACGCAAGCGCCGGCCUCCGUGAGGAACGAGCGCUGCUCGAUGUUGUCCUGCGGCAGCUCCUCCUGCAGGUCCGUGACGUGCUCCUUCACCCGCUGGCCAGGCCGGGCGGGGCACCUCCAGCUUCGUGAGCACGUCGAGCAGGAGCUCUGGAUCAGGAUGGGCAGCGAGGCGCCUUCCUGCGCGAAAGGCCGCGGGGGCCAGCUGGGCGCCCGCGAGGGCGGCGCCGUGGAGGAGGCGGACGAGGCGGAGCCGCGCUGGGGCCCCGCGCGGCUGAGCACCGCGGAGAGGGGGGCGAGGUCGUUGCUGGGGUCGGAGGCUGACGAGACGGAGGUGCCCUGGGGCCUGGCGCGGCCAGGUGCCCCAGAGAGGGCGGCGGGGUCGCUGCCGGGGUCGCUGCUGGGGUCGGACGCGGGCGAGGAGAGGAGGGAGAAGAAAGACAAGAAGGAGAAGAAGGACAAAAAGGACAAGAAGGAGAAGAAGGAGAAAAAGCAGAAAAAGGCGGGCCGGGCACAACCUGGGGGAUGCCAGGCUUCGGGCGACGAGAUCCCUGGCCAGGCUCAUCCUGACACCAGGAUCUGUGUACAUACGCCCUCCGGGCCGAGCCAGGAGGGCGUGGUUCAUGCACCGCUGCUGGGUUCAGGAUGGGCUUGGCCAGGGAGAAGCGGCUAUGCAUAG
Messenger RNA from Prorocentrum cordatum, 780 nucleotides. NCBI's taxonomy places the organism in Eukaryota, Dinophyceae, Prorocentrales, Prorocentraceae. The record is from the annotation of a GenBank genome assembly.